AAAAUUUAAUUAUGGUUAAUCAAGAUAAAAAUAUAAAUAAAAUGAUGUGCACCACCUGGAUGAGAAAAAAAAUGUCAUUCAUCAAAUCCCAUAAUGAAAUUUAAUGGACCUUUUUCCAAACUUUGUUGCAGGAUGGGGCGGUGGCAUUCUUGGACUUCUUGUAGGCCACCCAAUGGAUACGAUUAAAACGAAACAACAAAUGAGUUUGACUCGACCACUAACUACAAGAGAAGCUAUAAGAAUUAUAAUCAAAGAAGACGGAUUAAAAGGACUUUACAAAGGGAUGCUUUUUCCGCUUUUAUGUUCUGGGACACUAAAUUCCGCGUUCUUCGGAAUUUACGCAAUCUGUUUAAGUUCUCUACAAUCUUCACGGGGCCACAGCCCAACUUACGUCCUUCCCACAAAUUCAGGAUAUUAUUACGAUAAUUUUAUAGCUGGAUGUGCUGGAGGGGUUGCUCAAGCCUUAAUUUCGUGUCCCAGUGAACUUAUCAAAAUCAGAAUGCAAAUUGGGAAAGGUAUUUUCAAGAACAACAUAAACUCAAAUAAAAUGAUUCAAAUAAAAAAACCUAGUACGUACUACACAGCCAAGGACGUGUAUAAAAAAUAUGGAAUUCAUGGCUUCUUCAUAGGAGGUGCACCUACAUUUUACAGGGAUAUUAUCGCCAAUGGAUUUUACAUCGUGACAUAUCAGUACUUUCGCUACAAUUUACACGGUCAGCUAGAUUUGAAUCCAAGAACUUUCGAAAUUCUCGUAGCAGGUGGGAUAGCAGGUAUUUGUUCCUGGUUGCCAGUGAUUCCCUUCGACACGCUAAAGUCCAGAAUACAAGCAGACGAUUUCAAGAAUCGAAAAUAUAAAGGAAUGAUGGAUUGUGGAAUACACUUAUAUCGAAAAGAAGGUCUUCAUGGUUUCUUUAAAGGCUCAGCCAUGAUUACAUUGCGUUCUAUUCCCGUCAAUGCAGCUAUUUUUUAUGGCUAUCAUUCGAUUUUGUGGGUUCUAGUUCCCAACGCUCACUACUAGGGUCCCAAUAUUUACAAAUUAGUUCUGAAUUAAUUAAUUAAUUUAAUUAGCCCUGAAUCAAAGGAAUAAUGUAUGUUUAACCCUUAAAGUGCACACUUCCGUAAAAUUACAUAAAGAGCAUACUGGGUGUUUAGUACCCAAGGGUAUUGAAACGUGUGCUGUGCCAACGGUAGUGGAUAGUUUAUUACAAGAAAAUCAAUUAAUGAUGUUUAAUCUA
This is a messenger RNA of Belonocnema kinseyi, 1235 nucleotides long. Its product is annotated as solute carrier family 25 member 45-like. Gene Ontology annotation, cellular component: mitochondrion. The record is from RefSeq and is a predicted model, not a curated record. Gene Ontology annotation, biological process: mitochondrial L-ornithine transmembrane transport. The transcript is spliced from 6 exons. Lineage: Eukaryota; Metazoa; Arthropoda; Insecta; Hymenoptera; Cynipidae. The coding region runs from base 104 to 1018 and encodes 304 amino acids. Gene Ontology annotation, molecular function: high-affinity L-arginine transmembrane transporter activity.